AUGUAUCCAUCGCUCAACUUCCAGUUGCCGCUCCCGUCCGCCGCCGCGUCGUUGACUCUCAUGCCGGUGACGAGAUCGAGCCGUCUCAAAUCAACAUAUUCUCCAAGCGCCGACGUCUUGGUUGCUCUCACCGUGAAGACCACCGUCGUGCUCGACCGGAUUGGAGAUGCGUUAGCUGAGAACACUGGAACCUCAACCCUCUCAGUUCUCACAAUCCCCUCCUCGCGACUGCAGCCAGCCAGCCAGCUACAACCCUACUCAGCUGCUCUCUGUCGUCCCUCCUUAGCCUCAGGCUCAAGUCCCCUUCACACUGCAUACGCUUUUCCGCGCUUUAUAAUUUCUUGUGGGUUUUUUCAAGACUCCUAUCUUCUCCUCGAUUUUCGCAUGGAUCGACCGCCCCACGAUUACGGUCCUCCCAUGGCUUACAGUCAGCAACAGCAGCAACAAGCGGCCAACAUGCAGCAGCAGCAGUAUGGGUUCCACCCCCAGCACCAACAAUUCCCCUCAUCUGGCCACAGCGGCCCACCACCUUUCAUGCCACCUCAUCCUUCCCUCCAACAGUUCGCCUAUUCCCGACCUGUACAGCCGGGCCAAAUGUAUCCCCACCCACCCCACCCCCACCUCCAUCAACAGGGUCCACCUCCUUCUUUCCCGUCCCACUUGCCCCCUCACCUUGUCCCACCCCCCUUUCACGGGCAGCAGUAUGAACUAGCCCCGACACCACCACCGUCCGAUCCCGAACUCCAGAAGCGCAUCGACAAACUGGUUGAGUACGCCGUAAAGAAUGGGCCCGAGUUUGAGGCUGUUGUUCGCGAAAGGGAACAGGAUAACCCUGCUUACGCCUUUCUUUUUGGGGGGGAUGGCCAUAGUUACUACCGUUACAAGCUCUUUGUGACAACAAGGCCGCCUGUGGGCCCAUUCAGUCCUCCUUUCCCGCCUUCGAUGCCGGCCAUGCAUCCUCCUCCGAACCCCAUGAUGGGCCUGGGGCCCGUUAAUGCUCACCUGCAGCAGCCUCCAUUUGGUGUGUAUUACGACCAGCAGCAUCCUCAUCAAGCUCAGCCGAUGGUGGGCCCUGGCCGUCCUGAACUACUCGAUCAGGCUUACAGCAGGCCUUUCAAGGGUCUUUCCAGACCGCUGCCUUUGGACGUGGAGAUGGAGAUGAACGGGAUCCUGAACAACCUCACAGGUACGAAAGAGUCGAUAAAGAGCGCAAAGACUUGGUUUAUGCAGAGGUCGCCCUUUCUGGCGGCUCUGGCUGAGGCACUCCGGGACCGGGUGUUCUCAUUGGACGAUUCUGAGAGGCAGCUUCAUAUUGUUUACCUCGCAAAUGAUAUUCUGUUUGACAGCUUGCAGAGGCGUGUCAACCCUCAGGAGCUCGACAAUGAAGCCCUUUCAUUUAAGCCGGUUUUGGGUUCUAUGCUGGCAAGGAUAUGCCAAAACCCACAGAACAAGGAUGAAAACCAGUCACGUCUUCAGAAAAUUUUGCAAUUCUGGGCCACGAAGGAGGUUUAUGAUCAGGAUACUAUUUUUAGGCUUGAAAAUGAGAUGAUGAGUGGAUUGCCACCACAUCCUUUUCCAGGUCCUCACACAGAUUCAUCUGCUGUUGCUGGAGCUACGCCAGGAAUGCACCAGAUGUCUAACCAUAAUCAGCUGCAUUGGCAGCCAGACAAGCAGAAACCCAUACCCGUUGAUGAAUAUCCCGAGAAGCAGCCUCCCUCAAUCCCCCCCCUGCCACCUCAGCAGUUUCACCUCCCUCCUGUCAGCUUCACCCCCAUCCCACAGCCAAAUCUCCAAACCCCUCCGGCAAAGAUUCCUCCCCCAUACCCUCUUUUCCCACCUGGCCUCAUCCCCGGCAUGGUCCGGAAAAUGCAAAUCGGAAGUGGAGUUCCGUACUCACCCAUGAGCCCCCUUGACAUCCCCACUGUUAUCCCGCCCUCAACUGUACCCCCUUCUGAAGUCCUUGAAAGGGUCUCGAAAUUCUUUAGGGAGAUUGGGGAGGUCAACCCAUCCGUAAAUCCGUCGGAAUCUGGUGAUGAUGAGUACGGGAGAGAAGAGUUUGUUGUACGCAAGGGUGGGACGUGCAUUCCCCCACCACCGGGCCUGAAUGAUGAUGAUGGCGGCGUGGAGCAGAAGCCCGGUUCUGGCCGUCUCGGGCUUGGGGCGGCAGCUGACUCGAACGAGCCGAGCCAGUAUGACGAUGUCUACUCUUCGUAUAGGAAGCAGAGAAGCUCUAAUUACCACACGUCCAUGACUGCAAGAGCGUCAACAAGGUAA
Messenger RNA from Striga hermonthica, 2274 nucleotides. NCBI's taxonomy places the organism in Eukaryota, Viridiplantae, Streptophyta, Magnoliopsida, Lamiales, Orobanchaceae. The record is from the annotation of a GenBank genome assembly.